ACUAUUUGCUUUAUAAGUCUUAGUGAGUGCUCUUUUACAUUUAAUGCAUUUCAUUUCAGGGAUGUCGAAUGAGGACAUGGAACAGGAUAAUGCAACAUUGCUGACAGAGUUUGUUCUCACAGGACUUACAUACCAACCAGAGUGGAAAAUACCCCUGUUCUUGGUGUUCUUGGUGAUCUAUCUCAUCACUAUGGUGUGGAACCUUGGUCUGAUUACUCUUAUCUGGAAUGAUCCACAACUUCACAUCCCCAUGUACUUAUUUCUUGGGAGUUUAGCCUUUGUUGAUGCUUGGAUAUCUUCCACAGUAACUCCCAAAAUGUUGGUUAAUUUCUUGGCCAAAAACAGGAUGAUAUCUCUGUCUGAAUGCAUGAUUCAAUUUUUUGCCUUUGCAUUUGGUGGAACUACAGAAUGUUUUCUCUUGGCAACAAUGGCAUAUGAUCGCUAUGUAGCCAUAUGCAAACCUUUACUAUAUCCAGUGAUUAUGAACAAUUCGCUAUGCGUACGGCUGGUAGCCUUCUCAUUUUUAGGUGGCUUCCUCCAUGUCUUAAUUCAUGAAGUCCUUAUAUUCAGAUUAACCUUCUGCAAUUCCAACAUAAUACAUCAUUUUUACUGUGAUAUUAUACCAUUGUUUAUGAUUUCCUGUACUGAUCCUUCUAUUAAUUUUCUGAUGGUUUUUAUUUUGUCUGGCUCAAUUCAGGUAUUCACCAUUGUGACAGUUCUUAACUCUUACACAUUUGCUCUUUUCACAGUCCUAAAAAAGAAGUCUGUCAGAGGCAUAAGGAAAGCCUUUUCCACCUGUGGAGCCCAUCUCUUAUCUGUCUCUUUAUAUUAUGGCCCACUUCUCUUCAUGUAUGUGCACCCUGUAUCUCCACAAGCAGAUGACCAAGAUAUGAUAGACUCUGUAUUUUAUACAAUUGUAAUUCCUUUGCUAAAUCCCAUUAUCUACAGUCUGAGAAAUAAGCAAGUAAUAGAUUCAUUCACAAAAAUGGUAAAAAGAAAUGUUUAG
This is a messenger RNA of Macaca mulatta (Rhesus monkey), 1006 nucleotides long. RefSeq names its product olfactory receptor 5H2. NCBI's taxonomy places the organism in Eukaryota, Metazoa, Chordata, Mammalia, Primates, Cercopithecidae. Gene Ontology annotation, biological process: G protein-coupled receptor signaling pathway. Gene Ontology annotation, cellular component: membrane. Gene Ontology annotation, molecular function: G protein-coupled receptor activity; olfactory receptor activity. The record is from RefSeq and is a predicted model, not a curated record.